Messenger RNA from Sphaeroforma arctica JP610, 3299 nucleotides. RefSeq lists its product as hypothetical. Gene Ontology annotation, molecular function: adenylate cyclase inhibiting G protein-coupled glutamate receptor activity. The record is from RefSeq and is a predicted model, not a curated record. Gene Ontology annotation, biological process: G protein-coupled receptor signaling pathway. NCBI's taxonomy places the organism in Eukaryota, Ichthyosporea, Ichthyophonida. The transcript has 6 exons. The annotation marks the transcript as partial. Gene Ontology annotation, cellular component: membrane.
GUAAGGCGCUGAUAGUAUACGAACCGUCAUACAUCAGGACGUGCAAGUGGGCACCGGGUGUGCUACCAUUCACAAAUACUACUUAUGAGUACGGCUGUAACUUCAUUGGUUACCACACAAGCACUGCCUAUGGCAUCUACGGGCUGUGCUCGGUGGGUCUGCUGCUGUGUGUGUGCACGUCCAUUGCACUACACUGCCGCAGAGGCCAUUCUGCUGUACGAGGCGGCAGUUACUUGUUCUGCCAGAUCAUCCUGUCUGGUGUGAUCAUAGCCUUCAUCGGAGCCACAAUGUUUGUAGGACCCAAUAGCCCGCCCAAAAUGUCGCUGCAGAUAGUUCUGAUCUGCCUCGCCAUCAAUCUGAUCAUGGCAGCGCUGAUAGUCAAACUGUACCGUGUGUGGAAGAUCUUCGUUUCCAACAACGAUCUUAAACGGUCGCUCAAGCUCAGAGAUAGGGAUCUGAUGAUUCCCUUCAUCGGCUUCAUGGCCAUUGCUAUAGUCAUUCUCCUGGCCACGUGUUUCAUGGGCCAGGGCUAUUCGAACGAAUCUAUGACGCAAACAACACUCACGCUAGAAUCGCCCCAGUCCGGCACUUUCAUCCUAUCGGGCGUUAUGGUAGAGUCUAUCGAUGUAAACAUUGCGAACAUCCUCCCUGUGGCUUUGUGGGCGGUCGCUCUACUCUUCAUCGCAAUGGUCAUGUCAUUCCUGGUUCGUGGAGUUCCGAGCGAGUACAACGAAACGAGCUUCAUGCUGGCGGUUAUCUACCAGAUCCUGUUUGUUACAUCCGUGAUGUGCCCCAUCAUGAUCUUCAUGCUGGUCGAAGGCAACACCAACGCGUUCAUCUUCUCGGCGUGUGGCGUGGUGUUUAUCUCGGGUUGUUUCAUCACGAUUGUCCUGUUCUUCCCGAAGCUGUUCGCCACCAGCAAACGGCUCAGUUACUUCUUUCAUACAGCUAAAGACUACCCCGUAUGCCAAGACGAAGGCACCUACCAACCCCGAACCACCUACUCCAGUCAACGUAGCCGGCCGAUGGGGUCCGCGCCUAAUAUCCUGCGUGCAGAUAGCAUGCAGACCUACAGUUCGUCUUUCCGCGGUGUCACACGCGACAGUGUAGUUGGCGGAAGCCCAACGGAAGGCCAAGGGCGCGGCAAUACACUCAUGCACGCGCAGUCGCUGGGGUCCGUUGCAGCGGGGUAUAGGCGCCAGAGCUUGCUCGGCAACCCAGCCAGUACGAGUAAGAACAAGAGUGCCUGGGCGGUGCUUAAGCACGAGAGGGGCCAGAGAGGCGAGGGCAGCAGUGGGCUAAGGAGGAGUAUGGAUACGGUGCCCAGGACGGGAGAGCGAGAUACGUGUGUGGAUAGUAGCACGCUGGAAAGCGAGUUUGAACUGGUGCAUGUCGGAGAUAUGACGGACACCCACACCCACAUGGAUAAGCGACGGCACCUCCACGACAAGACUUGUACUGGUAGAGAUAGUAGCACAGACGCAGACGACGACUUUGAGAGCGCACCCCUGAUGGCUAUGCCGUUGUGUGCGGGGUGUGGGGCCGAUACCACGUGUGCGUGCAGCGUGUCGAGAUGCGCCUGCCCACCGGACAAGCACUGUAAGGUCAACGAACUAUGCUUUCGUAUAAAGAAGGUACGAGCCAAUCUGACGCAGGCGCGACGGAGGUGUGUGUCAAGUCGCGUGGUCGAGCACGGGGACGGUGCUAGAGAGGCGGUCGGUGGGGGCGGUGAUACUAUGGGCACGAGAAAGGCGGAAUUGAAGGACGAUACAGCCCGGCGAUUAGGCCCCAACGCGAAUGCCAUAGAUCUGAACCAGCCCGUGACGAGUGGGCUGGGUAUGAUCGAGAGUGUACACAGUCCCAGUACGGGACCUUACGGUGACAGUGAGUCGAAGGGCGUCAACAGCAUCCCCUUGGUCCACACUCAGAGCGUAGUGCUGACCGACAGCGAUCACGUACCGGCCACUAUCGACUGCGACGAUGUACAGCUAGCCAAGAGUGCCUCUGUACCGGCGGUGUCUAUGUACAACCCCUUUGACGAUACAAAGGCCUACAGGACGGGUGGUACGGAUUCACACCAGGCGCAGCUCGCACCCGUGACGUCGCCGUCGCCGUCCGGCCCGUUUCGAGCCUUGAGUGACGAGGGCGUGUACGCUGAGCAACUGUCGGGACGCAGUUCCGGGGUGACUUUUAAUGAAGUCAGCCUGUCGCCGAGAAGUGGCACCAAUCUGAGUGUUAAUGGGGUCAACGGGAGUGGGACUGGGGCUGGGGUUGGUACGGCGGCUUGGUACGAUGAUGGGAAACACGCGGAUCCACUGGGGGCAUUGCAGCCGCAAGACGUUAAUUGGGAUACAACCAGUAAUACGAGCAUCACGAGUAUCAAAAGCCUGCGACAGAAUCACACCGCGGAGAAGGAACCCAAGCGACACAAGAGGAGCAUAAGCUUGCUCGCGAGAGAGCUAGCACACCUUGCCUCGCCCAUAUCUAGCCGGAGGAGUGGUAAAGAAUCGGACGUCAUGUCGGGGGCCGGUAGUGCGUAUGACAGUGAAGACGGCAAUAGAGGCCGAACGCCACAGAAAGCGAGGUUAUCGAAUCGGAUGAGGCUGAAGAAGGCGGGUAGUGAGGUGGAGAUGCAUGUAAAGAAGAAUCCGAAACCCAAAACCAGCCGGUCCAAGGGCCGCGGUGAGAGGUGCACGCCCUCACCUGUUCCUUCCGGCGACGAAAAGGUGUCAAAUGGCGGUGCCGAGAUUGCAGCGCAGGCAGACCCAGCCACGCGCACACUUCCCAGAAAGACCCGAGCGUUGACGGGCGAGAACGGGUCGCGUACGGGUGUGGAGGGCAAUGACAGUGAGGAUGACUCACUGAUCCACUUUCUGUCACCAACGCUGAUGGAGAACGUGGGCGGGAUGAAGCCGUCGGCUGAUAUGAGAUGAGAUAUGGGCCCUUCAUCUGUUACCAAACUAAGCUAGGAUUACCACUCCCGGACCGAAAUAUAUAAGUGCAACACACAUCCAAGCUGCACGCCUUGAGCUCAGUCAAUAUGUAUGCUCGCAGUGAUUUUCCGUUUCUAUAGUUAAGGCUCAAGUACACACCGCUACUUGCUGUCUACACCCGAAACGGCAAUGAUGAGGGUGUUCUACUCUGUAGGUGGGCAGGUCAAUUGCAACACCAAUGUGUGUCAAGGGCGGUGCAAGUACUACCGCUGGAUAUAUAAACUCAAUAGAUAAAAUAAUACAGUAGAUACUCUCGUCAGUGUUCAGAGGUUGCGUAGCUUAUCGCAUCACUUAUGCGAGCGCUGG